CAAGCUUGACCUUGAGAGAUCUAUAAGUUCAAUAUUGUACAAAAUGUUAACAACACCUUAGUAUCGAUCACAUUGUCAAAGCGCGGCUAGCAGCAAGCGUAUUGAAUAAUGGAUUGAUUGAAAUCUAAUACAGAAUAUUACAUUCAAGGUGAGCAACGAAUGGAAAGAGAAAAAAAUGGAUUUAGAUAGCUCAUUUGGCAAAGAGUUUUCAGAAGGGAGUUCAGUGUAUUCAGGCAAGGUGUCCGAGGAUGUCGCGACAAUGCACUGUGACCCUUGUCUCACCGAGAUGAAUUCUGUGCUAGCGGAGAAGUAUUGUGAGGAGUGUAAUCAGUAUCUUUGUGAAACAUGUAUACGGUAUCACAAGAAGUUUGCGUCAACGACGAGUCAUGUACUUGUGGACAUAGGCACGUCGCCGAAACCUCGGGCAUAUGAUAUAUUUAACAUUGAUCACCCGAUAGAACCAGAAGAAGUACAGUCGUCUUCCGGCACGUCGAAGCAUGCUCAUAAAUAUGAAAAUACCGCGUUGGUACACAUCGGUGACGUAUGCGUUAAAACGUCGAGAGACAGGCACGACUGCAACAUAACUGGAGCAGAACUUCUCACCACCGACUUUCUUGUGUUAGCGGAUAGCAAAAACAAUGCGAUAAAAAUAUUAGACACCAAGCAUCGAGAAGUAGUCGCGGAAUAUACAUUAUCGUCUGCUCCAUGGGAUGUAACUGUAGUAGAAGAAGGGUUGCUGGCACCAGAACAGUUGGCAGUGACGCUUCCAGAAGAACGCAAAAUCCAGUUCCUUACGUUAAACCAUGGAGAGCUGACCGAGGGCCGACGUCUGAAAGUGGAUGGGGAUUGUCGUGGGAUUGCGUAUAGCGAUAACAGGCUAGCGGUUACAUGCGAUGCGCCGACCCCUUGCAAAGUAGAAAUUCUCGAUAUGAAUGGGCGUAUUAUUAAAACACUAAGCAAAAAUGUGCAUGGGAAAGAUUUAUUCCAAUGUCCGCAAAACAUAGCUGUUUCCCAUGACGGGACGUAUUUGUUCGUUACUGAUCGCAUUACGUGUGACGUCACUAAGAUUACGUUUGACGGGAAGGUUGUUGCGAUGUAUGACGAUAGCGAGCUAUGCAGUCCGGAAGGAAUUGUUGCUACACGUGAUGGGACGUUAAUUGUCUGCAACUACAAAAACAACAUGCUGCAUCUGGUCUCAGAGGAAUGUGAGAAACUAAAGAUUAUUAAACCACUAAGUGAUCACGUAGUGUGCCCGACGGCCGUCUGCUUUUGCGAGGAACGUAACAGGUUGUAUGUCAGCCGAUACUGGACUGGUGCACAUCCCCUUUAUGUCAAUAAUAUCAACAUCCUCGAGUUUGAACUGCAACCGAAAUAGAAAAAAAAAAACUACCUAACUUAAUGUGUUUUAAUUUGAUCCAAGUUGAUUGUUAACCUGCGGUCGAUAUUUCUUUCGUAAUUUUUCUUGCUUUUGUUGUAAUGUAUAUAAUCAUUAAUUUUACUGAACAUGUUUGUCAGUGUACAACCAUUUUAUGUAGCUGCUAUUGAAAAUAAAUCAAAAGUAGGCCUA
This is a messenger RNA of Mercenaria mercenaria, 1567 nucleotides long. RefSeq lists its product as uncharacterized. Bases 176 to 1375 code for a protein of 399 amino acids. The transcript is spliced from 2 exons. NCBI's taxonomy places the organism in Eukaryota, Metazoa, Mollusca, Bivalvia, Venerida, Veneridae. Gene Ontology annotation, molecular function: zinc ion binding. The record is from RefSeq and is a predicted model, not a curated record.